Molecule: messenger RNA, 1209 nt
Organism: Paramecium pentaurelia
Lineage: Eukaryota; Ciliophora; Oligohymenophorea; Peniculida; Parameciidae
Source: the annotation of a GenBank genome assembly
AUGUCAACUAUGGUAUGCACUAAAAAAGGAUGCCAACACAAAACCUUAUGUUCAGAUUGCAUAGUCACUCAUCCUAAAAAUCAUUUAGUUGCAAUCCUACCAUUAAGAGAUUUUGAUUCUUCUAAUUAUUCUGUACCAAAAACUAUAGCCAGUAUUGAUAUACAUUCUAAGAAAAGAGGAUUUGAGUAUUGUUAGAUAAAGAAUAUCAAUGUUAUUGAAUCAUUUAAUAUAAACUAGAGAAAUAUUAAAAUCAGAAUGUAAAAGAUUAUAAAAACAUAUUGUCAACUACUUUAUAGAUAAAUUAGAUUGUAUAUAUAUACGUUUAUUAAAUAGCUUUUAUUAAGACUAUUAUUCUUUAAAUUGAAUAAUUUUAUAAUGAAAACAUACUAAAAUUGUGAAAAACAUAUUAAUAAACUUAAUUCAAUUAUUAAUUGAGAAUGAUUCUAGGAAAUUUGAUUUUUUAUUAGAUUUAUAAGAGAAAUUAUUGUAAGUUAUUGUAUCUACUCUUACUAAAUAAGCAGAAGAAUUAAAUAGAUCAUUUAUUAGUAGUGAUAUCUUAAUUAAUUAAAAUUUUGAAAAGGCUAUUUCAUUUGUGAUUAAAAAAGUUUUCUUUGUAAGUAAAAUAUUAAAAAUUGAAUAAAAACCAGUUGUAAUGGAUGAACCUGAAUAUGAUUCUUUAACAAUUCUCAAAGUUAAUCUAAAAAAUUAAUAAAAGAAUAUAGAUUUUUAUUAAUCAACCAUUUAACCAUAUUUACAUUCUGAUCUUUUAGGAAAAGAAUAUAAAGUUCCUUAAAGUUCAGAUUUUGUACCAAAGUAAUAAAUUAUUUUACUAAAGAACAGUUCCAAAAGAAACUCCUUAAUUAAAUGGGCUACAUUUUGAAAUUUUUAUUAGUUAAUAAAAACAUUUAAAUACAGUUGUUUAAGGUCAUUUAGAUAUAACUACUGGUUUUAAAGCUCAUAAAUUAUAAUUUUAUAAUGAAACAAUUACUUGUUUAGGAUUUCAUAAAUAUUUAUUUAGUGCAGGAUUAGAUAAGACUUUAAGAGUAUGGGAAAUAAAAGAUUAAGCUAUUCUUGUUAAAAGCAUCAUAAUUCAUACUGAAUAAAUUAGUUGUAUUGUUGUUAAUCAAUAUAGAGAAAUUAAUAAUAACUGGUAGUUAGGACAAAAGAGUAAGAAUAGUAUCAUUAGAAUAUGUUAUUUAGAGAAAAUGA